Molecule: messenger RNA, 3137 nt
Organism: Anguilla rostrata (American eel)
Lineage: Eukaryota; Metazoa; Chordata; Actinopteri; Anguilliformes; Anguillidae
Product: tubulin monoglycylase TTLL3-like
Exons: 14
Coding region: 339-3005 (888 amino acids)
Biological process (GO): protein polyglycylation; cilium assembly; cilium movement
Cellular component (GO): axoneme; microtubule cytoskeleton
Molecular function (GO): protein-glycine ligase activity, initiating
Source: RefSeq, a predicted model, not a curated record
CCUGUACGAACGCGAGUAAACGAGACUGCGCAGGUGCAGUGAAAGUGAUCAGAUUUGGACAAAAAUACUCAAAGCACGGGGGCACUGGGCAGGCGAGUGAUCGUCCGAUUGCAAUACACGACUCGGGGUACGACCGACGAAGUGACUACCCUGGUUCAGUGACGGAAGACCCACUGCACAAGUGUACAGAGGGACAGUCCGACAGGCUGACUGACAGAUAGGGAAGAGCAGUGCGUGUAGACGAGGUUUUGCUUCAUGGAGAGGAGACUCAGUAGAGUAGAGCAACGCUCGAGGCAGCAGGCAUGAGAGAGUGCUUUUAGGAUCAUAUUCCCUGGACCAUGAGGCCAAGGGAUCAUACAGAGGUCCCAGCACAGAGAGCGAGCCUCCCAGCUCCGGCACCGUCACCGGCAUCGGCACCGGCAAGGGCAGAGCGGAGCCAGAACAAUGAGGGGAAAGUGCCCGUUACAGACAAAGGCUCUCUGAGGGGGGUCAUUCCACAGAGUGGAAAUGUUAACCUACCCUACCACCUCAGACAGACCUCCUCUACACCCUCGCCUGAACGGACCACGCAAUCAGUCCCAGAGGGGAAGGUUCGGCGCAGUAUCACCAGUCUGCCUGUAAUCACCUCGGACAGGCUGUCUAGGGCUAAGGCCCUGGUGGAAAAGGCUGUAAAGCAGCGGAAGGUGUUUUCGGUACAUGGUCCUUACCCCGUGCUUCGUGCCGCCUUGCGGGCCAGGGGUUGGGUGGAGCAACGACAGCCACGGAAUGUCCCGUCAAAGGGCAGGACUCAGGGAGAUGAGGGGGAUGACCGGGACAACAGCACAGACGGCGAAGACAGUUCAGAGGAGGUGGAGAGGGAUGACACCCCAGAUGACAUCUACGACAUCAUGUCCCGCCUCGUUCGAAACGAAACCGUAUAUUUCUGCUGGACAAUGCGAAGGGACACUAUUGACUACCGCUCGUUGCGGAAAGAACAGAUAACCAAUCAUUUUGCAAAGGUCGGCACUUUCACUACCAAGGUGGGCUUGUGUGUGAAUUUGAGGAACCUGCGGUGGUUUGACGCGGCCGAUCCAGACACCUUCUUCCCGCGCUGCUACAGGCUGGGGGCGGAGGAUGAGAAGUACGCCUUCAUUGAUGAUUACCGGAGGACGGCAUGCUCCAGCCUAUUGCAGUGUGUGCUGGAGAGGAGUCGCGGGGAGCAAGUAGAGGAAGAGAGAGCAGGAUCAAGUGAUUUCUCAGGCCAGAAGAAACGGUGCAAGCGUCGAGCCAUUGAAUCGGUCGGAAGCGGGAUAAUUGACAGCGCAUUACUUGUGUGCCAGGACUUCCUGGACACUUUGGAACACAAUGACAUUGACAUCUCUAUGGAAACACCCCCUUCCCUCACAGAGCAGCAAUGGGCGGAGUUCCUUCAUAGCUAUUACAUGAUUGUCCAUGAGGGGGUGGGGAUCCGGGACUCUAAUCGAUACCUGGAGCGCUGUCAGGUGAUGCUGAGGAGGCUUCGGGAGGUCAGCCCACAGCUGGACACUGAUGGGAUCCACAACAUCUGGAUAGUCAAACCUGGGGCUCUGUCCCGGGGCAGGGGGAUCAUUUGCGUGAAACGCCUGGAAGAAAUCCUGAAGCUGGUGGACAGCGACCCAGCUCUGAUCAAGGACAGCAAGUGGGUGGUGCAGAAGUACCUGGAGCGCCCCCUCCUGAUCCAUGGCACCAAGUUCGACCUGCGCCAGUGGUUCCUGGUGACCGACUGGAACCCCCUGACCAUAUGGUUUUACCGGGAGUGCUACCUGCGCUUCUCUACUCAGCCCUACUCUGUGGAAAGACUGGACAGCUCAGUCCACCUCUGCAACAAUUCCAUCCAGAAACACUACCAGCCCUCUCAGCGGCGCCACCCAGAGAUUCCUGAGGACAACAUGUGGUCGUCGGAGCAGUUCCGCACGUUCCUCCGUGUGCAGGGCCAGGUGGCGCUGUGGGACAGCGUGGUGGUGCCGGGGAUGAAGCAGGCCGUGGUGCACGCCCUGCAGACGGCCCAGGACCUGGUGGAGUCGCGGCGGGGCAGCUUCGAGCUCUACGGCGCCGACUUCAUGCUGGGCCGCGACCUGAGGCCCUGGCUGAUCGAGAUCAACGGCAGCCCCACCAUGGCGCCCUCCACGCCCGUGACCGCUCAGCUGUGCAUGGCCGUGCAGGAGGACACCCUGCGUGUCGUCCUGGACCGCCGGCUGAACCGCAGCGCUUGCACCGGGGGAUUCCAGCUCAUAUACAAGCAGGCUGCGGUGGAAAUCCCGCAGUACGUCGGGGUGAGCCUGUUUGUGGAGGGCGCUCCUCUCAGACGGCCUCGUCUUCGCCCCCGUAGGAAACUCACCCUGCCCAAGGCUGUCCACAUCCCCCGGCCUCGCACUGACCAGUCAAAAGAAGCGGGGGUGGAAAAGGUGGGUGGAGCUGAGGCAAAAACUGCGGAAUCCGCUAAAAAACCCGUAAAGUCCCGCCAGUCGUCUCGCCAGAAGCCCCAUGUGGCAUCCAAACGCUGCCCCACGGGGAAGAGGAAGGAGAACAACACAGACAAGGAGAGGAAAGGACCAGGAUCUGCGCAGAAUGUCCCACGGCAGGCCGCCCACUCCCUCAAGCUCAUCCCGGUGUGCCCCAUCCUGACGGCGGAGCCCAAACACUCGGACCUGGGCCUGAGCUCGGGGGAGAAGCCGCGCCUGCCCCCCCGCGCCCUGUCCCGCUCCAUGGACUCAUCCUUACGGGGCUCCGCCCGCCGCAGGCAGGUUUGCCACUCCUGCACCACGCGCUCUAUGCUCCUGUCCCCCUGCGGCCUGCCCACUCUGCGCAGCCCCGCCCCCCUCGGAGGGAGCAGAGGCCUGCACCUGGGCCCGCUGGAUGUCACCGCUACCACGCCCCCCGACCCGCCCACCUCAAACACGAGCCCCCCGCUGCAGCCGCUCCUCCCCAAUGUCUGCAGACAGAGCACGCCCACGCUCAGCCGGGACACAAAGCGCAAGUCCUUAUGACACAGAAUAAAGGAGGGUAGCCUUGGAAACGGCGCUUCCUGGAAUUAAGUGCUGUGUCUGCAUGUGUAUUUGGACAUAUACUACUCUAUAGGAGAGUCUCAUACUGUGAAAUAAAGUCAACACUGAAUAAUC